GUUUUAUUUGUUAUCUGUAAUGCGAAUUACGAGUAACUGAUCGCCGCGUAAACAUAAUACGAAUUGUUUUCAGUCGAUUAUGUUACAGGAAUUAGGUUACCAAUAAUUUAUUUCUAUUCUGCAACCAUAUUUCUUUAAGUUAAAGUAAUAGUAUGAUCUCGCUUUGAAAGUUGAUUAUUAGUUGAGUUGAAGCCGGUACCAGAAUGACGUCGAUUAUCAAGCUCCACUGCCUCUCAGGGGCUGGAGACGAGACUCCUCCAUGCUAUGUCCUACAGAUAGAUGAAUUUAAGUUUCUUUUGGACUGCGGAUGGGAUGAAAAGUUUGAUAUGGAGUUUAUAAAAGAACUGAAAAGACACAUAAACACAAUAGAUGCAGUAUUAAUAUCACAUUCGGACCCUGUUCACCUCGGAGCCUUGCCCUACGCAGUGGGGAAGCUCGGCCUCAACUGCCCGAUAUAUGCAACCUUACCGGUAUACAAGAUGGGUCAGAUGUUCAUGUAUGACUUGUACCAGGCUCACAGGAAUGUCUCGGAGUUUGAUUUGUUUACGUUGGACGAUGUUGAUGCGGCUUUUGAUAGGAUUGUGCAGCUGAAGUAUAAUCAGAGUAUUGAUAUGAAAGGCAAAGGGCUAGGUCUCCGUAUAACCCCAUUACCUGCCGGUCACUCUCUCGGAGGUACAGUCUGGAGGAUAGCAGCACCUGGUGAAGAAGACAUAGUUUAUGCUCCUGACUUCAACCACAAAAAGGAACGGCAUCUCAAUGGAUGUGAGAUUGAGAGGCUCAUGAGACCUUCACUGAUGCUGCUCGGAGCUAUGAAUGCAGAUUAUGUUCAACAGAGACGGAGAUUGAGGGAUGAGAAAUUGAUGACAACAAUCCUGUCGACUCUCCGCGGCGGUGGGUGCGUGCUGGUCUGCACGGACACCGCGGGCCGAGUGCUGGAGCUAGCCCACAUGCUGGACCAGCUGUGGCGCAACAAAGACUCCGGGCUGGUCGCCUACUCACUUCUACUGCUGUCGAACGUCAGUUACAAUGUCGUCGAGUUUGCUAAGUCUCAGAUAGAAUGGAUGAGCGACAAACUGACUCGUGCCUUCGAAGGCGCCCGCAGCAACCCGUUCGCCCUCCGGCACCUGCAGCUGUGCCACUCGGUGGGCGAGGUGAGCCGCACGCCCGGGCCCAAGGUUGUGCUGGCCUCCUUCCCCGACCUGGAGUCAGGCUUCGCCAGGGACCUGUUCCUGCUAUGGGCUCCUAAUCCGCAGAAUUCUAUUGUAUUGACGGCUAGGACUUCUCCAGGCACGUUGGCUCGUGACCUCAUAGAGAAAGGCGGCGACCGCACCCUCGAGCUGACCGUGCGGCGUCGCGUCAGGCUCGAGGGGGCAGAGCUAGAGGAGUUCAUGCAGAACCAGAGGGUCAAGGUCAACAAUACUGUCAAUAUGGUCGGCUCCAGGGAGGAGUCGGGCGGCAUCUCGUCGGACUCGGACUCCGACGGGGAGCUGGAGAUGUGGGUGGUGACGGGCAAGCACGACAUCCCCGUCCGCCACGACGUGCGCGCCGCCGGCUGCUUCAAGUCCAACAAGCGACAUCACGCCAUGUACCCCUUCCACGAGGAGAGGACGCGCGCCGAUGACUACGGCGAGAUGAUUAAGCCUGAAGACUACAGAUUAGCUGAAAUAGUGGACGCGGAAGGAGAAAUCCGGGAUGUACCACCCGCUCCAAUACCUAAGCAAGAACCAGAAGAGGAGAUGACAGAAAUCCCUAGCAAGUGCAUAUCGUCGACGCGUCAAGUGCAGAUCAAGGCCAACAUCCAGUACAUAGAGCUGGAGGGCCGCUGCGACGGGGAGUCCUUACUGCGGGUCGUGACGCAGGCCAAGCCGCGAGCCAUUGUAGGGCUCAGGGCACAUCGGGGGGCCUUGCAGACACUCAAAAAACACUGUGAAGCUGAGGGUAUUGAAAAAAUAUACAUCCCAUCAGCUGGUGAAGUCAUAGACGCUACUACUGAAUCGCAUAUUUACCAAGUGAAGCUGACAGACAGCCUGAUGUCGGGGCUGGCGUGGCGCUCGGCGGGCGACGCUGAGCUGGCGUGGCUCUCCGCGCAGCUUGUACCGCGCGCUAGUCAGAGGGAGAAUGCCACUGCUAUAGAGGAGGCCACGUCGGACGUGUCGAUGUCGCUGGAGGCGCAGGCGGCGGGCGGCGCGCACGCGGCGUCGUUCGUGAACGCGCUGCGCCUGUCGGAGCUGCGCGCCGCGCUGCACCGCCUCGGGCUCAGCAGCGAGUUCAGCGGCGGCGCGCUCGAGUGCUGCAACGGGACGCUCGCCAUACGCAGGUUGGAGAAUGGCCGCGUCGCGUUAGAAGGCGUCCUAUCGGAAGAGUACUACAAAGUGCGAGAACUGCUCUACGAACAGUUUGCUAUAGUCUGAUAUCGAUAAUGAAAUACGUUGGAAAUUGUAAAUAUUCGUCUGUAAGAAUUAAAAAUAUUUUAUCCUU
Messenger RNA from Trichoplusia ni (cabbage looper), 2478 nucleotides. RefSeq names its product probable cleavage and polyadenylation specificity factor subunit 2 (gene CPSF2). The transcript has 13 exons. The record is from RefSeq and is a predicted model, not a curated record. Bases 204 to 2411 code for a protein of 735 amino acids. Gene Ontology annotation, cellular component: mRNA cleavage and polyadenylation specificity factor complex. Gene Ontology annotation, biological process: mRNA 3'-end processing by stem-loop binding and cleavage. Lineage: Eukaryota; Metazoa; Arthropoda; Insecta; Lepidoptera; Noctuidae. Gene Ontology annotation, molecular function: RNA binding.